Molecule: messenger RNA, 1770 nt
Organism: Theileria equi strain WA
Lineage: Eukaryota; Apicomplexa; Aconoidasida; Piroplasmida; Theileriidae
Exons: 2
Coding region: 1-1770 (589 amino acids)
Source: RefSeq, a predicted model, not a curated record
AUGAAGGAGACGGAGAACGGAGAGGCCCUGGAAGACCAGAACAUGAUCGAGGAGGACAUUUUGGCCUACGGACGCAAGAAUCUCCAUCCCACGCUACUAGAAAAUGUCCUGAAACAGUACAAGAAGUUUUCCAAGGUCCAACGAAGGCCAAAAAAUGAACAAGAAAUACCUUACAUUGAUGAGCAUACUGGAGGUAGGAAAUUUACUGUCAAAAGAUCUGAAGAACCAUCUGGAUCAGGUUUUUAUAAAUACACUUACGAAGAUAGGGAUGAUAUCGGUGGUUUAGGAAAUAAACCAUUCGAACUAAGUGAGAUCCAAGAUGAUACUGGCAAUUCUAUCAGUGGGAUUCCCUCUAAAGGAUCUGAUAAAAAGGUCACCUCCGUUUCUGCCUAUUACUGGAAGCAUGAAAGUACUAACGGUAGCCCACCUACUAAGGUUCUAUUGGUAGAAGUAGUAUAUAGUGGAGAGAAUAGAACUGCAUAUUAUGUUAGGGGUAGUGGUAAAGAUUGGAUUGAAACAUCCCUCCAAAAUGACCUAGAGAAAACUCUGUACGAACAAAAUUGUUACAAUAACGAAGCAGUCACCUUAGAUCUUACCAGGAGUAACUCUGAAACACAUUCUAAACAUGGAGGUACUGGAUACUGUUGCGCUUACCAUAAGGAGGGUCCCAAGGUCACGGUUGAAGAAAUAGCAGUUCGACAUCAACAUGAACGCGGAGAAUCCACAAAACUCUAUAAGCACACCAUUUACCCUACUUCAAAAUUAGCUGGUAUUAAAUACAAUGAAGGUGGUAAUCAUGGCCCCAAAAGUAGGAAGAAUAUAAAGAUUCCUGGUCUUGACAACUCUGGAAAAGAUUCAGUAGACAUAUAUGCAUUAUACUCUGGUAAAAAUCAGGAUCCAGAGUUAAUAUACGUCAAGAGUACUGGGGACUCAGGUGUUACAGGAUGGUUUAAGAAAGGAAGUAGCAAUAAUGGAAACUGGGAAAAGGCUGAGAAACUCGACAAGAAUAUAACACCUAAUAAUUUUGGGGAUCUUGACUGUGACAAAUUUAAGGCACUCAAAGAAGAACUUAACCAUGAUACUUCUGGCUUGGACGAAUGUAAAGAACACCUUAAACAACAAGAACGAGCACAACUAACAGCACGCACUGAGCUGGGUGGAGAACAAAGAGAAGAAUCCCGAGAAGAGGAACAAGAGGAGGAAAAGAAAGAGGAUGAAGACUCGCCUAAACGAGAUCCUGGUCCUCCUGGAUCUUCUGGUAAAAAUGGUGAUGGAGAUACUGGUGCUAGUGAUGAUAGAGGUACUGUUGGAGCUAGAAGAGGCUCUGAUAGAGAAGCUCAGACUACUGUUCCAAAAAGUGGAGAUAGCUCAUGGGAUUUGUUCGGUUCCGGUCUUAGAGAAUUAGUUGCUGGAGUUUUUAAUACCCUGUUUACACGAUCCUUUCUUAAAGAUUCUGAAACUUCUAUAUCUGAACUUCCUAAAAAUGUUAAUUCAUCUCCUGAUUUUUCUCAAAAACUUACUGUCUCACAUGGCAAAGUUACUAAGAAUCAAGUUGAAGGUUUUUAUACUGAAGAUGGUGGAAGAAAAAGCUCUGCUGGUGCUGCUGAUCCUAAAGGUGCUCAUACUGAAGGUCCUACUAAAGAAUCUGAUCCUGUUUCUGAACCUCUUGCUCCUCCUUCUCCUACUGCUCCUGCUGAAGUUACUCUUCUACAUGAAGCCUCAGUCCAUUCUACUGGACAUUCUCAAGACCAUAAUUGGAGUGCUAAAUAG